CUUCAUUACGAUGCGAUGUGCGUGCGGUCGGUCGCUGACUUCUUGUGCCUUCUCAUCCUGCUCCUAGCCAACUGCACUCGACUCUCACCUCCCUCGCACGACUACGCCUUUCACGCUCUGCAUCACGCUCCCUUCCUCCACCACCUUCUCUGCUCGUCCUCUUCACCCGUGGUGACCUAUCACCUCUCCUAUCCGCCUCGCCAUACGAUACCAAACGCCAAUCUCAGGUCGUAGCACGCGCGAGGGCGGCAUUUGAACAGGAGCUGGGCCGGAGACGAGCGGGCAUGGGACUGGGACGGGGCGCGGCUGGGGGACAGAGGAGGGCCAAGGUUGGGGGGAUGAGUGAGGUGGUGGGUGGUGGCAGCGCGCAGGGCAGUGGAGGUUUCUUCGGUGCCAUCAAGUCUCUACUAGGCUUGAGUGGAUCCAAAUCAGCUGCCUCAAGCGCCAAACCUGGCCUCGACGAGGAGGACGAUGACGAGGAUGCCGAAUCAGCAGACUACGUCGACUGGUCCUGGUCAGAGCGAAACGCCACCUCCCCGGACUCUGGCGGGUCCGGAGCAACCUCCUUUAGCCUUGAUCGCCUCGACGCAGAUGUCGUCUCGGGCGGUAAGGCUUCCUUUGCUGUCGCUUGCCUGGGCAAGGAGCGCGGAUGGGCUAUGAGCGCGCUACAGGAUGAAAAGGCGGCCGAGGGUAGCGAGGAGGGAUUCCAGGGGCUCAAGACUGUAAGAGAGUGGCUAGCCGACAGCGCUGUAUGAUCUGUAUGACGAGUGUUUCAAUGUCACUGGACCUAACUGGUAGCUCAUUGAAUGCGCCAACGAGUGAUGAGGC
Jaminaea rosea is the source of this 828-nucleotide messenger RNA. RefSeq lists its product as hypothetical. Lineage: Eukaryota; Fungi; Basidiomycota; Exobasidiomycetes; Microstromatales. The record is from RefSeq and is a predicted model, not a curated record. The transcript has a single exon. The coding region runs from base 285 to 755 and encodes 156 amino acids.